AUGGAGUUGAAACCGUUGUCAUUACCUCUCCGGCCCGAAACAGCUGGUCUUCGUCACCAGGUGGAGAGUUCAACACGGAUUGACCCCACAUCAGCGAUCCCGACUUGGCACAGUCCCGACCAGAAAGAACUAAGAUUACCAAAUAUCUCGAAAGCCGCUUCUUCGUCGAGAAUACCAUGUUUCUUUUCUUCUUCGACAACACUCCAGGAUGGCGAGAUAACGAAAUCGAUUGAAAUUGUCGAGGAGGAAGAGUUCGAGCCAUCGCCAGGACCACGCAUUCAACCUCCGGCUGUGAGAGCUCGACCACCAGGACCGAUUCAUAAACAGCUUUUAAACAUCGAAAGCUCUCAUGAAUCAAGCCAAAUCGCCGAUACCUUCCAGUACGAAACCCUUCCUGAUAUACCAUUAUGGAAUAAAUCGCCAAAGGAAUAUGUUCCCGAGAGAACUCCUCUUUUCAUAGGUUUUACUCGAAACUGGCCCUUACUACAACAAUGCAUCCUAUCAUACAUUACCGCGGGAUGGCCUGCAGAUGAUACUUAUGUUGUGGAUAACACUGGUACCAUGAAAUCUAACUUCAUCCCUAAGCCAAAUAUCACUCUUCAAACCCCUUCAUAUCUGAACGUUGAUCGGGUCACGAAUGUAUUUGGAGUCAAGGUAAUUUUCACCCCAAAUCUCCUCACUUUUGCUCAGCUUCAGAACUUUUACAUCUACACCGCACUUGAAAAUGACUGGGAAAAUUAUUUCUGGAGUCACAUGGACGUGGUUGUAUUCUCAGAGGAAGACCUCACCCAUGCACCGCUAAAUCAGCAACGAAAUCCCGCGACGUCCCACAAGUCGCUCUUCGUAAAGAUGGGAGGGUGUUACUCGUCAGAUUGCGAUAUGUACCAGAGACUUGGGAUGGCGGGUAUCAUAAUGGAUACCGCUGAGGCUGGCUGGGUUAUGGAUGUAGGGAGAACGAUUGAUCUGAAUCCGCUAUUUCGUCGAAAAUACAGCAUAGAUAUGCCGCCUACAACUGCAGCUGAAAUGAAUAAGUUGGCAGAGGACAAUAUGGGAGGAGAAAGCUUCAAAAGACUGAUAAAUUUAGUGCAAAAAGAGGCAGAAUUGAAAAAUAAUGAUCAAAGAGAGCGAAAUAGUUGGCAACAGAGGCAGUCGGGUGGUCAUGGAGAAUUAUUCUAUCGAGACCCGAGAGGCUUUGAACAAGCGCUGGAAAUAUUGAUUAGGAGUGGGGAUGAGAUAUAUUUGGAGAAAUGGGGGCACAUAGGCUUCGAUCUUAGAGAAUCGGGAUUAAAACUAGAUGAUGCUUGGAUGGUCGAACACGAUUGGGAGUAG
Messenger RNA from Sclerotinia borealis F-4128, 1329 nucleotides. NCBI's taxonomy places the organism in Eukaryota, Fungi, Ascomycota, Leotiomycetes, Helotiales, Sclerotiniaceae. The record is from the annotation of a GenBank genome assembly.